CCAACGCAACCGAAUGGCAAACCUUCGAAGAAGUCGAAGAAGAAACACAACAACAACGACAACAACACCAACACAUCAACAGACCAGCGCAUUGCCACGAGCGCCCUGCGACUGACCGUUGUUGCGUUUCUGGUGCAGAACGUUCGGUUUGCGGAGAGCCUUGCCAUCAGCUUGGCCUCCGAUGGCCGUGGCACGCGCGAUGGUACAUCGUCUGGUGGGAAUGGGCAAACGCGUGGAAAUGGGAAUGGGAAUGAGAAAGGGUAUGAGAAUAAGAAUGGUGAUGUUGAGGCGGCUGUUGGUGUUUCGGCGAAAGGACUGACUGUGCACUGCGUAGAGACUACGGCGCUGGUGGUGGACUAUAUUAUGAGCCAGUUUGCAGGUACACUCGGAGAAGUUCGUAUGACGGGGACUGAAAACCGAGACAUCACGGCGCAUGCGUUGGCUCUGUGGUCUCUGAUGCGCAAGAAGGUGGCGAUGUUGGCAAAGUACUGGACACAGGCCAGUCUGAAGCUGUAUGCGGAGUAUAUGGUACGCACCCUGCCCGAUCUCACGGCCCACGAACGUACUAAAAAUAGCACAGACAAUGUUCUAUUUAUAACACAGGCGCGGUGGGGCGUGGUGAGUAAGGCGGCGAUGGCCGACGCGGCGGUUAUGGAGAUACCGGGGCUGGUGACUGAGAUAGUGAGGUGCAUUGUUGCCCAGUUGCAGGGCAUAUACACAGAAAUAGGGGAAAAGAAUAAGAAUAGCGAAGCUUUAUUUGGGGCUAUUGGACUGCUACGGAGUGCCUCAGCAGCGGAGGCCAAGGACCCGGUGAAGGACGAGGGGGGGGUGGACUGGAAAGCUGUGCAGAAGCAGAAGAC
Molecule: messenger RNA, 860 nt
Organism: Sphaeroforma arctica JP610
Lineage: Eukaryota; Ichthyosporea; Ichthyophonida
Exons: 2
Source: RefSeq, a predicted model, not a curated record